UCCGGUUGUGACGGCCCCAGCGCUGACCACGGACUAACUAUCUACGUACCAAUUGAUUACAAUAUCAGCUUAUUCUGCUAAUUAUCCAGGGUUAACGCAGCUUCUCUCUAGCAGACGCUAACUCUGACAGCUUUCUUGAGAAGACUGAUACGAAUUCAGAAGCACGCUCCGUCAUGAGAGAGGAAACCCGGGAGCAGGCCUACGGCUCCGGCCAUGAAGCCUUCCAGCGCCUUCGGAAUGUCUUCGCUUUCACACGCCCUUCCACAUACACGACGAACGCCCUCUACAAUCAGACAACGGCGGGGCGGCGACAGCAGUCUACGCAAGGCGAUUCCCUUGAUUCGGAUCCAUGCCUCUCCCAGGAAGUGUUGGAGCAGGACAUACCAAGACACGAGGAAGCGGCUGAGGAGAAAACGGUCUUAUACCUUGCAUACGGCUCGAAUCUGUCUUCCGCCAAGUUUCGCGGAUCCCGUGGCAUCAAGCCGCUAUCUGAGAUCAAUGUCUACGUCCCAGAGUUGAAACUGACAUUCGAUCUUCCCGGGCUCCCAUACGGAGAGCCAUGCUUCGCAGGUUCACAGUUCCGAGAUCAUCCAGGAUCCCAUGAAGGAAGCAGCAAGGAAGACACGGAUGGAAGCCCUCUUCUCGCCAAGCGAGAAUACAACAAAGAUCGAUGGCACAAGCCUCUAAUCGGCGUAGUGUACGAAGUCACACUGACAGACUACGCUCGCAUCAUAGCCACCGAAGGCGGAGGACGAGGAUACCGGGACAUGGUCGUGACAUGCUAUCCCUUCCCCGAGAAAUAUAACUCGACAGAUCCAGUCCCCGACCUGCCAAAGACACAGCCCUUCAAAGCGCACACUUUACUCUCUCCAGAUCGAGAAGAUAGUGAAUCGAACCCACUCGUUCGCCCGGACCCUUCUUACGCCCAACCCUCCGCGCGUUACCUUGAUCUGAUAAGAACAGGCGCCGCCGAGCAUGACCUUCCGAUUUCGUACCAAACCUACCUUUCGCAAAUCCGCCCAUAUCGCAUAACCACCGUCCGCCAGCGCGUCGGAUCGGGUCUUUUCCUCACACUAUGGGGGCCGUUGAUCUUUCUACUGAUAACUCUGGGAGCAUACUUGGCCGACUCUGAUGGACGAAGCCCAGAAUGGCUUGUAAAGGUGGAAGAUAAGGUCUUCGUUGCGAUGUGGAAGACCUAUGACCAUGGCUUUAAGCAGGUUUUUGGAGACGGAGAGCGGACGAUUGAGGAUGUGAUUCCACGCUAGAAGGUACUAUAUGUCUACUAUUUGAAGUUCUUGGAUAUAUAAAUAUAGAUAUGAAAUAUGAAGUAUCAAUGCAAUGAUAGUGAUGGUUUGUUCAAAUAACAUUACCGUGUCGCUGCUCGGGUUAGUGUGCAUCGAAGGCCGUGUAUCUUCACCUUUAUACCUCGACUUAAGGGACGCUCUUGAGAAGUACCACAUGUUUCUACAUUGCAUUUUUCACAAGACGCAUCCGACAGGAGUGCACCUAACUUCCACCCAUAAAGGCAGCCAUAUACCAGGAAUACGCGAUCGAGAAUUGAAAAACAGAAACGGAAUUCUUUCUGACAAAGGAA
This is a messenger RNA of Paecilomyces variotii, 1594 nucleotides long. RefSeq names its product GliK protein. Lineage: Eukaryota; Fungi; Ascomycota; Eurotiomycetes; Eurotiales; Thermoascaceae. Gene Ontology annotation, molecular function: gamma-glutamylcyclotransferase activity. The record is from RefSeq and is a predicted model, not a curated record. The transcript has a single exon. Bases 174 to 1265 code for a protein of 363 amino acids.